UCGGAAGAAUUUCUAAGAAAGAAGCAGAGAAUGUGGAGCAGUAAUUUCGUCAAACAUCUGUCGUGCACUCUAACCUCUUGCAACUUCCACAAACUCUCAUCGUUCCCUCGCUUCGUCUUUUUCUUUACAAAAGCUCCCAAACAACCGACAGAGUUAACCAAACCCACUUCCGCUUGGUUUUCUCCAAAUAUCUCUGCUUCUCUAUCUUCCUUAGCCUCUUCGGAAACUUCCCAAACCAAUUCCUAUGUUUCUCCUUAUCUCUCAGUCGACAUUCGCUGUCACAAAGAUGUCGUGGAUAUGCUUUCAGAAGCUCUUUUAUGCUUUGGCGCAAAUUCUACAAGUAUUGAUGAAAAAGAUACAGAUGAAAGUUCUGAUGAGAUUUGUAUCAAUUCCAUAUUUCCUGAAGGUCACGACAUAAACUCGUGCAUUUCACAUGCUGCUGAUUCCAUAGGCUUGAAGGAACUACCUAGAUAUGAAGUUAGGGUGGGUGAGCAAUAUGAUUGGAUAAAGAAAACCCAGGUUGAAUCAUUUAAUCCAGUCAAAGUUGCAGAAGGACUUUGGAUUGUGCCCGAGUGGAAAACUCCCCUGGAUCUUCAAGCGACAAACAUAAUACUGAAUCCGGGACUAGCAUUUGGAACUGGGGAGCACGCCACCACUAAGUUGUGUCUCUUGCUGCUGCACGGUUUGAUCAAGGGAGGAGAACACUUCUUGGACUAUGGCACGGGUUCUGGAAUUCUUGCAAUUGCAGCAUUAAAGUUUGGUGCUGCCUUAUCAGUUGGAACUGAUAUAGAUCCCCAAGCUAUUGCAUGUGCUCGCGAGAAUGCUGCUCUGAACGACAUAGGACCCGAGAAAAUGCACCUACAGCUUAUUCCCGAAACAACCAGCCCCGGAUUGAGGAAUUUAUGUGGAAUUCCAGAAACAGAGAACUUGAUUGAAGUGGUGCCAGAGACAGAGAAAUUUGACGUCGUAGUUGCAAAUAUACUAUUGAAUCCUCUAUUGGAUUUGGCAGGGAACAUUGUCUCUUAUGCCAAGCCUGGAGCUGUCGUUGGUGUCUCUGGUAUUCUGUCUGAGCAGGUUCCAUAUAUUAUGGAGCGAUAUUCACAGUUCUUGGAAGGCAUAUCAGUAUCAGAGAUGGAUGAUUGGGCCUGUGUAUGUGGCACAAAGAAAAGAAAUGUUUCUGCUGCAAACUGAGAAAUGAAACCUUCUUUGUUAAACCAAUUUCCAAGCACAUGCUCUGUUAUUGUUAAGUUAUUUUCAACUAGUUGUGCCUUGUGCCAGUGAAUUCCAAUUAGCCUACUUGGGACAUGACCAUUUCCCAUAAUUGCGCCUUUCAUUCAACCAUUACAUAGUGAACCGUCUUCUGUUUUCUCUCUCGCUUUCACUUUGGUUCUUUUCCGCCCUCCUAGGAAGCUGCAUCGUUAACCUUUCAUGUAUGUUUACUCUUAUCCCGCAGGAGUGGCUCCAGCACGUCGGAAAGCUUGAGGAUUUUGCGCAGAAUGCUCAAAAAACAGCAAGAUACAGUCCAAUCGUAAUAAAAGAAGUCUGCAAAUUUUGUAAAGAACGAAGAACGAAACAUUAUUUAAGCCUGGUUUCUAAUAUGAUAUUCAUACCUUCUGAAUGGUAUUUUACCUUAUUUUUUGACCA
Messenger RNA from Morus notabilis, 1644 nucleotides. Its product is annotated as ribosomal protein L11 methyltransferase. Bases 31 to 1191 code for a protein of 386 amino acids. Lineage: Eukaryota; Viridiplantae; Streptophyta; Magnoliopsida; Rosales; Moraceae. Gene Ontology annotation, biological process: peptidyl-lysine trimethylation. The transcript has 7 exons. The record is from RefSeq and is a predicted model, not a curated record. Gene Ontology annotation, cellular component: mitochondrion. Gene Ontology annotation, molecular function: protein-lysine N-methyltransferase activity.